CCAUUUUUACAUAAAUUCAAUUGAUUUAUUUUUUUUUGGUUUUUAUUAAACUUUUUAAUAUUAUGGAUUUAAAAAGUGUGGACAAGUAUAUACGGUAAUGAAACAUUUCUUCAAAGAUUGAUUUAUUUCUACUACCGGAAUCUCCGGGCUUGUUGGUUGACACUCUCCAAAGAGACAUCAAACGUUUCUUUUUUAUAAGCCCAAACAAAAUUCUGUAAGAGCAACGUACAACACACACAUUGGCAAACAGUGAGUGCACACGAAUUCGUUCGAGACAAAUAAAUUCCAUUAGUAAUUAUCUACAAAACACAAAACAAUGGCAAACUAUACAGAAGAUCAAUUGGCCGAAUUCCAAGAAGCCUUCAACUUAUUUGAUAACCGUGGCGAUGGCAAAAUUCAACUUAAUCAAGUUGGCGAAUGUUUGCGCGCACUGGGUCAAAAUCCAACUGAAUCGGAUGUGAAAAAGUGUACACACCAAUUGAAAUCCGAUGAACGUAUAUCGUUCGAAGUGUUCCUUCCAAUUUAUCAUGCAAUUUCAAAAGCACGUUCCGGUGAUACAGCCGACGAUUUUAUUGAAGGUCUUCGUCAUUUCGAUAAAGAUGCAAGCGGUUUCAUUUCAACGGCUGAAUUGCGACACUUACUUACAACAUUGGGCGAAAAAUUGACCGACGAUGAAGUGGAACAGUUGCUUGUAAAUCAAGAAGAUUCACAAGGCAAUGUUAACUACGAAGAAUUCGUCCGAGUUAUCAUGAGCGGCUGAACAAAGCAAUCUUUCAUAUACUUACAUCCGAAUGAUCCUAUUCAAAUUAAUUUAAAUUAAUAAUGCAACUGAAACACAUCAACAAUAAUCGAACGUAACAUCCAAUACAAGAUUCGCAUUCAAAUUUAUACAAUAAAAUGAGAAUCAAGAAUUUUACAUGUAAAUCAAGGACACAUUUUUUUAAAAGUCAUUAUUCAAAUGUUCCGCUCGUCGGGAUUGAAUUUAAGACAAAAAGAUCGCAUUGUACACAAAUUGUAUUGUAUAAGUAUUGCACUUUUGCUAACACUUAAAUAAAAAAAAAUAAAUUAAAAGAGAUCAA
Molecule: messenger RNA, 1079 nt
Organism: Contarinia nasturtii (swede midge)
Lineage: Eukaryota; Metazoa; Arthropoda; Insecta; Diptera; Cecidomyiidae
Gene: Mlc-c
Product: myosin-2 essential light chain
Exons: 4
Coding region: 317-760 (147 amino acids)
Cellular component (GO): myosin II complex
Molecular function (GO): calcium ion binding; myosin heavy chain binding
Source: RefSeq, a predicted model, not a curated record